This is a messenger RNA of Oncorhynchus kisutch (coho salmon), 3133 nucleotides long. Its product is annotated as DPH3 homolog. Bases 380 to 637 code for a protein of 85 amino acids. The transcript has 3 exons. Gene Ontology annotation, biological process: protein histidyl modification to diphthamide. Gene Ontology annotation, molecular function: metal ion binding. The record is from RefSeq and is a predicted model, not a curated record. Lineage: Eukaryota; Metazoa; Chordata; Actinopteri; Salmoniformes; Salmonidae.
AAUUUCGAGUCUCAUAGGAAAGGGUUUGAAUACUUAUGUAAAUAAGGUAUUUCUGAUUUUGAUUUUUAAUACAUUUGCAAAACCUGUUUUCACUUUGUCAUUAUGGGUUAGAUUGAUGAAGAAAACAUUUAAUUUUAAAAUAAGACUGUAACGUAACAAAAUGUGGGGGGAAAAAGACAAGGGGUCUGAAUACGUCCCGAAUGCACUGUAAGAGCAUAACCAUAGAGAACUCUAUGGUACCCCUGGUGGUCAUGCUUAGUCUUACUUUAAAUGACGCGAUGAUCUGCGACUGCGCAGAUAUAGCACGUCACACUUUCGCGAAACAGAGGAAUGUCUCCAACUAGUUAGCUGGGUACGAAUAAAAUCAUUUACGCUCAUAAUGUCGGUCUUUCACGACGAAGUUGAGAUCGAGGACUUUGAAUAUGACGAGGAUGAAGAGACAUACUAUUUUCCCUGCCCAUGUGGCGACAGAUUUGCCAUAACCAAAGAGGAUUUGGAAAAUGGUGAAGAGGUGGCGACGUGUCCGAGCUGCUCGCUCAUUGUUAAAGUAAUCUACGACAAGGAGGAAUUUAUGUCUGGGGAGAUAAUCGAAGCACCAACUACAGAGAGCAGAUUGCAACUGACUCCGUCCUCCUGACAGCGAUGACACAUCCCCUUCAUUUUCUCAUUCCCAUCAGUAAAAGUGGACCCUGCUGCAUUUGUAUGUGCUUCCACACAACACAAAGAAACAUUAUGAACGAUAUGCUUCACUGGUGAGGUCUGGGAUGGAGGAUUCUCAGGAUUCAUUCACAUGUUCCUGGCAUUGGUUUUGCAGAGUCACUUAAAGGACCCUAACCACUACAAUUUGCACAACGUAUUUAAAUAAAUCCUUUAUUCUUUUAAGUCUUUCACUCCCUUUUUUAUAAACAUGUUUAUGCAUUUUUGUGGAUGCCUCAAGAUUAAACCAGGAUGAAGUGAAUACUGUUUUUUUCCCUCUUGUUAACUGCUUGUAGUUUUUAUGUUUGAACAGCAGGGGAGGCAGAUGUUCAAGGAAAAAUACAGGCCUACUUACUGUACAUUAUACAGGGAAUACAUAGGGUGCCAUUGGGGAAAUGGGUGUAUAGACUUCUCUCUAUUCUAACCUACAGAUACUAUCCUUGGGAUUUCUGAGAUUGUUUCAAUUUAAAAGGAAUGAGCUGGUGUAAGAAAUAUGGUGGAAACUCUUUAGCCUAUGCUUAGGCCAAUCCUACGUGGUCUUACAUACCCUUUACUUGUACAUAUUUCAACAGUUUAGUGCUCUGCCAUUUGACAUGCCAUGAUUUAUAACAAAAUGAUUUGGCUCUGGUGGGUGUGUGUGAGGCAGUGACCCUCUUGACACUUACAUUUUAAUCUAUGAGUCAUACGAGAAACAUGAAUUAUUCAUAUUGGCUGGUUAUUACGAUGUGUAUGUUAUGGAUGAACAAAUGGCUGAAUUACAAUUCCCUAGUUAAAUACCCUUCUCUCCCCCUCAUGGAUAAAAAACAACAUUGGAUUGGCGUAAGCUGGAUCUUCUCUUACACCAGUCCAUUCCUUUAAAUCCGGGAAGAGUACAGAAUCGUCCCUCAGCCAAUACAAUAAAAUGACUCAUUCCAAAGACCCAUGUAACCAUAUUACAAUAUUGACUGAUACUGUGACAGCGUAGCUACUGUUUCACACCACCAGCUCUUUCACAGCAGGGCCUGACCUGUCAGAGAGAGGAGCUGUGCAUCCCAAAUGGCCCCCUAUUCCCUAUAUAGUGCACUACCUUUGACCAGAGCCCUGUGGGCCCUCUGGUCAAAAGUAGUGCACUAUGUAGGGAAUAGAGUGCCAUUUGGGACACACACAGGGAGAGAACAUGAUGGUGUCCUUCACAUGAUAUUGAAGGUCCUGCCUAUCUAUUUAUCCAAUAUCCAGUCAGCUCUGUGGCUGAUGCUGUGGUGAGGGAGGAAGCUGAGCACAAGUCAACACGUCUAACUGCAUCUCUCAUCAGGGGGGCCACAGCAAUGGCAGGCUGGCAUUGACAAAUACACCAGCACUCAGUCAGAGGAGCCUCACAGAGCAGGUCACUGCUGAGGGAGAGCGGGAGUUAGAGCACUGAGCAGUAGCGUCCAUGAUGUUUGUGUGGAUGGCAUUAUGUAUCGUUACUCCCUCACAUCUGGAGGAAAAUAGUCAUUAUUCAUGUGACGAUAAUCCUUUGUGUGAAGUGUGAUAAUCAGUCACAAACAGUCAUGAAUUGCUCUGCUGAGAGGGACAGGCAUACAAGACAAUGCAAAUGUGAUGUAAUGUGUGUACAAUAAUUGUGUUGUGCUCUGUGCUCCCUACCCUUUCCUUUUGGCAGGCGUGACGUCACAUUUCAAGGCAGUUGGUUGAGCUGGAGGUAGAGGAGGAGACGAGCAACCCAGCGAGUUGAAGGGCCUGCGAAAAAAAAAGACGUCGUUAAAAGAUAACCUAGCACAUUGGUUUUUAAAAGUCAACUUUUAGACCUCGAAAGUGAAUAUCGAAGACUACCUUUGCAAAUUCCUGACCUGAUAAUCCGAUUCAACUGGAGAAACCACCAAGGUAUGAACACAACGAAACGCUGACGAACUGAGCGCAAAGUUAUGGUUGCUUUGCUUGACGGGAGGUACAGUUGGUGAUGACUGGCAUUUGUUGGUUUUGGUUAAUGACAACAUUACGAGCAGAUUUAGAUUUUUAUUUUGAAGAUUAGAAAAUACAACAGUUAGAAUAAGGCUCGUGGAUUCGGCGCCGAGAAAGUAGAAUAGUAUUGUUGUGUUUGUCCAUGCGGUUUUCUAUCUUCUCCGUGGCUUUGUCCACGGCAGUACAAUACAAUAGCCCAUUGCCGCUUGGUAGGCUACGACGGAGAUGAGUGUUUGCGCUUUUGCUAAUAUUUUUUGCAACAUUGUAUUAGUUAUGUUUCAAACUUUAACAUUAUAUCUCUUGAAUAAUCACUCUGCUUCGAUUUUCAUUCGUGGUACAUUUGUUUACAUACUGUAGUUAGACGGUCUUGAUGAGCAACAUGUAGGCCUAUUUGCAAUGAGCAUUAAUGUUAUUUUUCUUCUCUGUAAAACGUGCUCAUACAUGCCCAGUGUAAUUGUUGAACUACACACACAAUCUAUAUAAAAUAUAAUGCAUUCUG